Caenorhabditis angaria is the source of this 2862-nucleotide messenger RNA. Lineage: Eukaryota; Metazoa; Nematoda; Chromadorea; Rhabditida; Rhabditidae. The record is from the annotation of a GenBank genome assembly.
AUGAUCAGCAGAAUAUUUUAUUUUUGUCUGGCUUUUGGCAGCGUGUUUUGGGUCGAUGCGUGUUUCCCAACGGUUCCUGUGACUGGUGGGUUUUUUGAAAAUUCGGGAAUAUUUUUUCAGAAUUUUUUCACCGUUUCUAAUGGGGUGAGUUAAUCGAAUUAAUCGACGUGUUUUUUGCGAUUAAUUGACAAAAAGUGAGACUUUUAGGGCGAUUAAUUUCACGUUUUUGUCAAUUCCUCGCUUUCAUUUCUUGGCAAAAAAUGCGAUUAAUUGCAUAAAAAAUAGAAUUUAUUUUACCUAUAUUUUAAAACGUGACCUAUAUGAGUUGGAAUUAUCAACAAAAAUUGUUUUCUCUCAAUUUUCUUUCAUUUCGAAAUGAAUCCAAAAAAUAAGCAGUGAAUUUGGAACACGUUUCAAAAAAGAGGUCAAAUAAAUUCUAUUUCGUAUUGAAAUUCCUCAUUUUUGAAUGCAAUUAAUUGCAAAAAAAGAUGGAAUUAAUCGACAAAAACGUGAAAAAAUCGCACAAAAAAGACUCACGUUUUCUGUCAAUUAAUUUACAAAAAUUAAAAUUGACUCACCCCAUAAAGUUCUUUGAUCAAAAUUUGUAGUCAGAAUUUUUUCUACUGAUUUUCAGCCUAAAUUUGAAAGCUGUAAUUUUUUCAUAGUGACAUUUUCACCUCAUUUUUCAAACCCAAAUUUUGAGCUCUAUCUUGAACCUGCAAUUUUCACAAUAAAAAUUAAACGCUGAAAUAAUGAAGUAUAAUUUUUUUGCGAAAUGCCUAAUCACGAUAUAACAUUCUUUCAUAUUUCGAUUUACUAUUUACAAUAUUUUUGAAACGUAUGAUUUUCAGGGUUGGGAAAUAUGUUAUUUUGAGUUGAAGUGUUGUGCUUUAUUUUGAAUCUGCCAUUUCACAGUACCUACAUUUUAUAGCUAAUGUUUAAUCCAAAAUUCUACACUAUCUAAAACCUGCCAUGUCAAAAAUUCCUCGAAACAUCAAAGUCUAUCUCUUUCAAAAAUCUAGCGGCCAAAAAACUCAAUAAAGAUCUCUCUGAAUCUAAAACACGAAAAUCGGUGUACUUUUCUGUUACAGUAAAAUGUUGGAUUUUCCGCGGAACAAACUCGUUUUUUCUUCUAGAUCUAAACAAGCAUGAAAUCGAACUGGAAAUUUUUUGUUUGAGCGAAAAUAAAAUAGAAAAUAAGAGAAAGAAGAUAGGCGUCGUAGUCGAUUGAUUAAUUAAUUAAUUAAAAAUGUUGUAGUUUCAAAUUGAUUAUUUUCCUAGAAGACGUUUUUUUUUGCAAUUUUGCCGCACGGUUUGUUGAAGGUUCUAGUGAAAUUUCAGAAAAUUGCAUUUGUAGUGAUUCCUAAUUUUCUUAAUUUUUUGAAAAUACUUCUGUAAUCAAAACUCAGUUUUCCAGAGCCCUCCUCAACUGUUGCACCCGAGCCAUCUUGUCCCGAUGGCUGGACACUUUUCGAACGCACCCCAACACCAUGGUGUAUGCGGGUAGCUCUUGGUGCAACCACCCAAUCAACAGCUCUGGCAACCUGCCAAGCCCUUGACUCUUCCGCCGUAGUUUCCGGCUUCCAGAAUCAGAAUGAGAUUACGACGAUGAUGAAUGCUGCGAUAGCCGCAGGCUCCGGGCCAACAAAUUUAAUUAUUGGCGCAAAGCGUACCACAGCUUGCGAGGGACAAGGUCUCACAGCAACCUGUACAGCUACAACCUCUUUCGAAUGGACGGAUGGUAGUACAACUGGAACUGAUGGUUUCCAAUGGCUACCAAAUCAACCAGAUAACUCAAAUGGCGUGCAGAACUUUGCUGUUAUUCUAGUUGCCAGCGGACUUUUGGAUGAUGCAGAUGGCACAGGUACCAGAGGAGGUGUAGUCUGCGGAAUGGACGCAACUUAAUUGUAAAAUGUAUGUAUAAUGAAUAAAUUAUUGUAAUUUACACUGCCUGCCCCACAUACAACAACCCUAAACUAACACACACAAAUCAAAGCAAGUUCCAGAAACUUGCUAGCUGCAAAAAAUGAUCAAAGUGAAUAUAAGUGAUGGGUUUUGCUUUAAAAAUACACAAAGAAAGCGAACAGAUAGGAUGAAACUAGAACAUUUGCUGAUCUUUUCGUUUUCAUUGGUGCUUGUUGAUGGGUGCUUUCCGACAGUGCCAGUGGUUGGUGAGUUGGGGUCCCCAACUUGGGGAGGUUGAGCACCCGUUUAGGUUCUCGGGAUAGAGAAAAUUACCAUUUUUUUUGGAAUUCGAGAUUUCUGGGGAAAUCUAGCUUGAUCAAAGUUACCUUAUUAAGACCAAAUCAGUUGAGUUGAUGUUAAGAUCCUUUUCCAGUUCCGGAAAUCUCCACAACAAGCUCCACGACUACCACAACUACCACAACCACAGAAGCUCCACCAUCUUGCCCCGAUGGCUGGACACUUUUCGAUCGCACUCCGACGCCUUGGUGUAUGCGGGUAGCGCUUGGUGCAACCACCCAAUCAACAGCUCUGGCAACCUGCCAAGCCCUUGACCCUUCGGCCGUGAUCUCCGGCUUCCAGAAUCAGAAUGAGAUUACGACGAUGACGAAUGCUGCGAUAGCCGCAGGCUCCGGACCAACAAAUUUGAUUAUUGGUGCAAAGCGUACUACAGCUUGCGAGGGACAAGUCCUCACAGCAACCUGUACAACUACAACCUCUUUCGAAUGGACCGAUGGUAGUACAACUGGAACUGAUGGUUUCCAAUGGCUUGCAGGACAACCAGAUAACUCAAAUGGCGUGCAAAACUUUGUUGUAAUUCUAGUUGCCAGCGGACUUAUGGAUGAUGCAGAUGGCACAGGUACCAGAGGAGGUGUAGUCUGCGGGAUGAACGCAACUUAG